Molecule: messenger RNA, 1620 nt
Organism: Penicillium lagena
Lineage: Eukaryota; Fungi; Ascomycota; Eurotiomycetes; Eurotiales; Aspergillaceae
Product: putative general amidase
Exons: 3
Coding region: 1-1620 (539 amino acids)
Source: RefSeq, a predicted model, not a curated record
AUGACCGUGCCUACCUGGGAAGAGAAAGCUGCCGCUAAACGGGCCGAAGCGGAUGCUAAAAUUCCCUCCGAAUGGCGAUUACCAGCAGAGAUUCUGGAGCAACUCAAGAACAAUGACCAAUGUGUCCUGGAUGUGCCCUCAAAGUGCGGCCUUCUCAGCGAUGCGGAGCUUGCAAUCACAGAGAUACAAGACGCAACGGCCCUACGAGACAAGCUCGCAGCACAGGAACUCAGUGCUGUCGAGGUCGCGGCUGCGUUCUGCAAGAGAGCCGCCAUUGCGCAGCAGCUGACGUUCUGCCUCACGGAAACUAUGUUCCCCCAGGCUCUGGCCAGAGCGAAACAGCUGGACGAGCACUUGAAGGCUACUGGAAAGCCUGUUGGGCCGCUGCAUGGCAUUCCCAUCAGUCUGAAGGAAACAUUUAACAUCGAAGGGAUUCAUUCUUCUCUAGGAUUUGUUUCCUUCUUGGAUCACCCACCAGCCAGCCAAAACUCUGCCCUCGUGGAGAUACUUCUUGCAGCAGGUGCGGUGCUAUACGUCAAAACCAACGUACCGCAAACCAUGAUGACUGCAGACUCGCAUAACAACGUGUUCGGCCGCGUCUUGAACCCCCAUCGUGGCAACCUCACAGCUGGUGGUAGCAGUGGUGGUGAGGGCGCCCUGGUGGCUAUGCGUGGAUCAAUCUUGGGUAUCGGCACCGAUAUUGCAGGGUCGAUCCGGAUCCCAGCCUUAUGCUGCGGCACUGUUGGUUUCAAGCCGAGCGUCGGUCGCGUGCCGUACGGCGGCCAAAAGAGUGCUGCCCGUCCAGGAAUGGCUGGCAUUGCCCCAGUGGCAGGCCCCCUAUGCCACUCUGUUCGUGAUGCAGAUAUGCUGCUCCGUGUGGUAUUUGAUGCACCAUCCGAUGAUAUGGACGAUACGGCCCUAGCUUUCCCUUGGAUCGAGCCUACCAACUCCUUGCCACAGAGGCUCACCAUCGGCAUUCUUCCAGAAGAUCCUCAGGCACCACUGCAUCCCAACAUGCAGCGAACUCUGGUGGAAGCCGCUAAAAAGCUGUCCAACGCUGGUCAUUGUAUAGUAGAUUUAUCGGACCAAAUUUCGUUCGUAGGAUCAGCCUCGGAUUUGUCGUUCAAGUUCUUUCGCGUCGACCCGGAUCAGACGCAGCUGCAACAUAUCCGCAAUGGCGGCGAGCCACCUAUCCCAUCCCUUCAAUUCACGUAUGAUCUGGAAGGGAAGGGGCCUGAGCCGACUCUUCGAGAUUUUUUCGGCCUCAAUGCAGUCAAAGCAGAGAUCGCUGCCAAAAUGCGCCGUGUUUACCUCGACAAUAAGCUUGAUUUAAUCCUCGGUGCUGGAUAUCAGAGCACGGCUGUCCCUCAUGACACGUAUGGCGUUCCGAUGUAUACCGUCAUUGCCAACCUGGUCGAUUACCCUGCCUGUGUCAUUCCUUUUGGCCGGUCAAAUGAGGCCGCCGACGCGGAGUUUGUCCGUACCGUGAACUAUAUCCCACCUUAUUUUCCGAGGGAAGUCGAGAAUGCACCAGGCCACGUGCAACUCAUCGGCCGUCGCCAGAAAGAUGAAGUGCUGAUCCAGCAUGCAAAGAUUGUGGAAGCCAUACUGGCUAAAUGA